Pyrgilauda ruficollis (rufous-necked snowfinch) is the source of this 4107-nucleotide messenger RNA. It is a transcript of the gene EGFLAM, whose product is annotated as EGF like, fibronectin type III and laminin G domains. The record is from RefSeq and is a predicted model, not a curated record. Gene Ontology annotation, molecular function: protein binding; calcium ion binding. Bases 118 to 3189 code for a protein of 1023 amino acids. The transcript has 23 exons. NCBI's taxonomy places the organism in Eukaryota, Metazoa, Chordata, Aves, Passeriformes, Passeridae.
UCCCUCCCCGUCCCUGCCCGGCGCGCGUCCCAGCCCCGCUGUCCGCUCCUUGCCGCCCCUCGCCCGCGGCCAGCGGCCCCAGCUCCCCGCUCGCUCGGGCGGGGGGACUCGGCGCACAUGGAGGUGCCGGGCGGCUGUCACCGCCGCUGCCUCGCCUUGGUGCUGCUCCUGGCUUCGUGCAUCGGGUGUGCGGCCACGCCGCGCAGGAACAUCCCCCGCCGGCAAGAUCGGCUGGGGCCUCCUCUGGAUAUUCUGCUGGAUUCAGUGAACUGCACAGCGUUCAGCGUGCAAUGGAAGAUGCCAAAGCAGCACGCGAGCACCAUCACGGGGUACACGGUCUUUUACUCAGAAGUUGAAGGUGACAAAGCAGUUAAACAGCUCUCACACGAUGUUCCCCUGAGUCUGGAUAUGAUUAGCAUGGGUCAACUUGAAGGACAAGCAAUUUUUGAUGUUGUUAUUGGCGGCCUGAAGCCAGGCACUCCGCACCGCGUUAGCGUUGGAGCGUACAGCUGGGCGGGGAAAGGACGGCCCAGCAUGCCCAGGGAGGUGACAACUUUAUCCCAAGAUAAGUGCAUGCCUCCUGCGCCACCCUAUCAGCCCCAGAUCGUGGUGGUUUCUGAUUCAGAAGUUGCGUUGUCCUGGAAGCCUGGAGUGAGUGAAGGAAGUUCCCCCAUCCAGUACUACAUGGUGGAGUUUAUCAGGCCAGACCUUGACAGCAACUGGACGGUAAUAAGAGAGCAGAUCCAGAUGGAGUCCAUGGUUCUCAAAGGACUUCUCCCAAACACGAAGUAUCAGUUUGCCAUCCGAGCAGCAAACUCCUUUGGAUCCAGCCCUGCCAGUACACCGAGCGAUGUCAUCCGCACAUUCAGCUCUGAGGAGCUGGGAAGUGGAAGCUAUGGGCAUCGGUACGUCACAGACACAGUGACUGGUGAUGGUGAUGGAUUUGAUAUUGAUGAUUCAGACUAUGACAUUUAUAUAGAAGAGCUCAGACCACUUCCUGCUAUUAAAGGAGGCAACAGAAAAUUUCUGGUCGAAACUAAGGUCACUCCAGGGUCUAGUUCCAGGCUCCUGUCACGGGUCCUAACAACCACUUCUGAGCCCACUACUUCCACUGCUGCCAGCACACAGCCUGCCAGCACGGCGAGGGCAGCGCGGAGGGGCAGCGCGUCGCCUGCCGCGCGCCUCUUCGACCUGCCCUGCGACGAGGCCGUGUGCUCUGCAGACAGCUUCUGCAUCAACGACUACGACCGGGGCGGCUCACGCUGCCACUGCAACUUGGGCAAAGCAGGGGACACGUGCGAGGAAGACAUUAGUAUCCAGUACCCCCAGUUUUCUGGCUACUCAUAUAUCACCUUUGAACCGCUGAAGAAGUCCUAUCAGACAUUUCAAAUUACCCUUGAAUUCAGGGCUGAAUCUGAAGAUGGUUUGCUGCUGUACUGUGGAGAAAAUGAACAUGGUCGUGGUGAUUUUAUGUCACUGGCAAUUAUCCGACGUAGCCUCCAGUUCAGGUUCAACUGUGGCACGGGAGUUGGAGUCAUAACGAGUGAAAACAAAAUCAAGCUGGGGAACUGGCACAGUGUCACAUUGUUCAGAGAUGGGGUGAAUGGCUGGCUUAGGAUGGACAACAAUGCUCCAGUGACAGGAAAAUCUCAGGGCCAGUACAGCAAGAUCACAUUCCAGACUCCCUUCUACGUUGGCGGUGCUCCCAGCGUGUACUGGCUGGUCAGGGCCACCGGCACCAACCGCGGCUUCCAGGGCUGCGUCCAGUCGCUGAGCAUCAAUGGAAAGAUAAUUGACAUGAGACCCUGGCCAUUAGGGAAAGCUCUCAGUGGUGCUGACGUCGGUGAGUGUAGCAGUGGCAUCUGUGAUGAGGCAGCCUGCAUCAACAGUGGCACCUGUACUGCAAGCAAAGCAGACUCUUAUAUUUGCCUUUGUCCUCUUGGAUUUAAAGGUCAUCAUUGCGAGGAAGCACUCACCUUGGCCAUACCUCAGUUCAACGAAUCCUUAAGAUCAUUUGCUAGCACACCCUGGCCCUUGGAACCACAGAAUUACCUUUCCUUCAUGGAGUUUGAGCUGACAUUUCGUCCAGAUUUAGAGACUGGUGUCCUUUUGUACAGCUAUGACACAGACAGCAAGGACUUCCUCUCCAUCAACAUGGUGGCUGGCUACGUGGAGUUCAGGUUCGACUGCGGCUCAGGAACGGCUGUUAUCAGGAGUGAAGAACCUGUCAGCCUGGGUCAGUGGCAUGAAUUGCGAGUGUCUCGCACGGCAAAGAAUGGCAUCCUGCAGGUGGACAAACAGAAGCCAGUGGAAGGGAUGGCUGAGGGGGCUUUUACACAGAUUAAAUGUAGCUCUGAAAUAUUUAUUGGUGGAGUCCCCAGUUAUGAUGAUGUGAAGAAGAACUCUGGGAUCCUCAGACCCUUCAGUGGGAGCAUCCAGAAGAUUAUCUUGAAUGACCGGACAAUUGAUGUGAAACAGGAUUUCACUUUUGGAAUCAACCUAGCAAAUGCUGCCCACCCCUGUGUGACCUCACCAUGUGCGAAUGGAGGCACCUGCAUUCCCAAGAAGGACAGCUAUGAAUGUGACUGUCCCCUGGGCUUCGAUGGGCAACAUUGCCAGAAAGCCAUUACAGAAGCAAUUGAAAUCCCACAAUUUAUUGGUCGCAGUUACCUCACAUAUGAUAAUCCAGAUAUCUUGAAAAGGGUAUCAGGAACAAGAACAAAUGUGUUCAUGAGGUUUAAAACCACAAUGAAGGAAGGCCUUUUGAUGUGGAGGGGAAACAGUCCCAUGCGACCUAACAGUGAUUUCAUCUCUCUAGGCCUUCAGGAGGGAGCGUUGAUAUUCAGCUACAAUUUGGGCAGUGGCAUUGCUUCCGUCAUGGUGAACGGCUCUUUCAGCGACGGCCGGUGGCACAGAGUCAAAGCUGUUCGGGAUGGACAGUCUGGCAAAGUAACCGUGGACGAUUAUGGUGCCAGGACCGGUAAAUCCCCUGGGAAGAUGAGGCAGUUAAAUAUCAAUGGAGAUCUCUAUGUAGGUGGCAUGAAGGAAAUUGCCCUGCACACGAACCGGCAGUACCUGCGGGGGCUGGUGGGCUGCAUCUCCCACCUCACGCUCUCAACUGACUACCACAUCUCGCUGGUGGAGGAUGCUGCCAACGGGAAGAACAUCAACACAUGUGGGACCAAGUGACAAGAGAGGAAUGCCGGUGCUGAGGACCCGUCGUGUGCUUGUGUGUGUGGCUGAGUGAGAGCUGGCAGUCCUCUACAGCCGGACUAUGUUUGCCAUCUGGGAAGGUGACAAAGCCAAAGGGAAACCCAAAAACAAGGAAAAAAGGAAGAACACUUUUCCCCUCUCAUUCCCUCUCCUUUCUUCUCCUUUUCUGUCCAAAUGAAACCAAGCAUUUUGUGUAUGAACCGUGCCCUCUACCCCUUAAGUGUUUAGUGAGCGCUAAAGAUUGUGCAUCAGUGCAAAGGCAAAGUGUGAUGUUACGAGUAGCUCAGUGACUGUGUUUUGUGGUCCUUAGGUUAUCUUUUGUAGUAUCAGAGAAAGCAAUCUUGAAACACCUGCAGUCAUCCCACCCUGCAGUGUUACAGUGACUGUGCUGUUCAAUACACACACCAGUGGGCAGCGUAUUUCUGCAUUCACAUGUGGGUCCUGGAACAAGCAGUUCUCCUUACCACCCUCUGAUUUAGCUAAAUUAUGUUUCAUCCUGUCUAGCAGGAUAACAGUUACAAUGACUGGUUUCAAAAUAUUGUUGUUUGUUGAGGAGGAAAGUUCUUACAAGUCUACUUUUUUAUUACAAGCAACACAAAAAUGAACCAAUUUUGUAGAAGUAAUUUUAUACUUGUCUAUUUUUUAUAGCAGCAGCAGACCUGCUUACAUGGCAUCACUUUUAACAUCUACAUGUACUAUACAAUUAGCUCUUUGCACACUUUCCUAAAAAUAGAAAAGUGACCUGUGGCUUAAUGUCUGUAUUAUACAGUUUUAAUGGGGAUAUUUGUGAGUUAUGACCAGUUUUACAUUUGACUCUUUUUGUUCUGUAAAUUUUGACAGUUUAAAAUUGUACAUUAUGAAGCUUUCCUGUCUUAAACAGAUUAAAAGAUUAGG